Fomitiporia mediterranea MF3/22 is the source of this 3046-nucleotide messenger RNA. RefSeq names its product alpha/beta-hydrolase. The transcript is spliced from 9 exons. The coding region runs from base 1 to 2991 and encodes 996 amino acids. The record is from RefSeq and is a predicted model, not a curated record. Gene Ontology annotation, molecular function: hydrolase activity. NCBI's taxonomy places the organism in Eukaryota, Fungi, Basidiomycota, Agaricomycetes, Hymenochaetales, Hymenochaetaceae.
AUGCCAAACUCUUUAACGCGUCAUGUUAGCCUGAACGCAGGGUCCUGGGUGCUUGAGACGCUCGUAAAGCAUUAUUUCGACCAGCUGUUUAAAGAUAGGAAGGGUACAUUUGAUGCGGUCACGGUUGUUGGAGAGAAUAGAAAGAUCAGGCGAGAGGAACUUCUUUACGAUGAAGUAUUCCACAUCGUAAAGACGUUCUUAGAUGUAUCGACUCACCACACGAUAGAAGAACUUCAACAGUUCUCUAAUACACGGACGCCGAGCGCACCAUGGAUGCAUGUCACGCAUGUGCGCAUCCCUAUGUCUAUCUGCAACGAUGCAGCGCGAUACCUUAUAGAAACGCUUGGUGGGGAAGAAAUAACACGUCGAGUUGUUGGCGGAACGAAGUGGUGGCAAGUACGCGGGAUCAGGGGGGUCGAUGCGCAGUGGAUUGUUGCGAAGAAGGACUAUGAACGAAUCAAGAAACAACGGAAGCGUCAACAACAACAACAGGCGGAUCAGUUGAGGAAAGAAGCCACGGAGAAUGAAGAAGAAGACGCAGUGUACGACCCUGAGAUGGACGAACUCCGAUGUAUUCUGUAUUUUCACGGCGGAGGAUAUUAUUUUGGAAGUGUAGAUCAGGAGAGAUACUUUCUUCAACGCUUUGCGCGGAAGUCUGGAUGCCGAAUGCUUGCUGUAUCAUAUCGACUUGCACCUCAAUACCCUUUCCCUUGUGCUAUCCAAGAUGCAUUAGCAUCGUAUUUAUAUUUAAUUCGGCCACCACCAGACGCACCUCAUACCCCUGUAAACCCUGCACAUAUUAUUGUUGCCGGCGACUCUGCCGGAGGAGGACUCACGCUUGCCUUACUCCAAGUACUCCGUGAUGUUAAUCUGCCGAUGCCGGCGGGCGGCAUUCCUAUAUCUCCAUGGUGUGACCUCACGCACUCUUUCCCCAGUAUCCAUAUCAACACGGACACGGACGUCAUACCAAAAUAUGGCUUAUCGAUCUACAAGCCGUCAGUCCUGUGGCCACCGCCGUCGGAGGAGCUUACAGAUAAAGUGCAGGCGGGUCUACGUUCGCGGAUCAAGCAGGUUGCACAUCAAUAUCGGAGAGAAGUUAACGUGGAAGAAGUCAGAAGACAACCCACUAAGCGACCGAGCUUUUGGAAGCGUACAGUGUCUUUUCGCAAUCGUGAGAAACGUGAGGAGGGAAGUGUGUCCAGGGGUCGGUCCGCGUCUUGCAAUGCCUCAAAGGAGACACUUGCAGAUCAUGCGCGAAGCGGGGACAUUCGAGCUUCUGUCGUAAGGUCCAUAUCGCGACAAUCUUCACGGCAAAGCGAAAGAGGGUUAAACGCAGGACCUACAGCACACCUACCGACGGCUGAUGAAGCAAAUACUCAGACUCUCAGCGUGGUAGCAGAAAAUGGCGAGGUGAUACAAGUGCAGGAUCAGGUGCACAUGUAUGCGCCGAACACGCUUCUGUUGCAUCCACUUGUAAGUCCCGCAUUGGGAUACCUUGGUGGAUUGCCUCCGCUUCUUGUGAUCGUGAGCGAUGGAGAGGUCCUGAGAGAUGAGAUCAUUUACGCUGCUCACAAGGCUGCUCAUCCUGAGCGAUAUUCUGUCAAGCCUGAAGCAAGAAAGUUGUACCCAAAGCUUGAAGGUAUUGAGGAACGAUGUGAGCCAACGAAAGUACACCUUCAGGUCUAUGACCAGGCUGCACAUACGCUUCCGGUCUUGUUCUUCGCAUGCAGAGCUGCGAAGUUCUGCUUCCGUGCUAUGUCGAUAUUCAGCAGAUACACGUUCGGCACCCUUCCGGCACAGCCCUCACCAAGUCCUAGCUCAAAUAAUGAAAUCUCACCCCAAAGGAAAGGGUUUCGGCGAUCCAUUUCGCUUUCAGCGUCUGUCUCGAGGCGUCUUUCCAUGAUGGGAGGUCGCAAACGCCAUGUCUCUUUUACCCAAGAUGAAGUUGGACAAGAAAUACCUAAUGGCGAAGUUCUGAGUCCUAUCUCUCAGGCUAGCAGCCCUAGUCGACUCAGCGAGUCAAGCAGUAAUUCGUCCUCACUCGGAGGACUGAAUUCGCACCCUCAGUUGGACCAGGAGGUAAUGCGUUUUGCUGGUGACCCUGUCGUUUAUCAGAGACGCAAUGGUGGCCUUCCCUCGGCAUUCAUAGACAAUAUGAUUCGAGAACGCGUUUCCACGCGGGGAGAAAUCCGUCCACUUGAGCCAGAGGACCAGCUCCCCGCAUGCACUGUUCCUCCUGGACGAGUUGGCGUGGCAAGCGAGCUUGUUUUGCGCAGAUAUCUCGAAGGCAGCACGAAGUGGAACGAACGGUUCGCGAAGGCGAAGGAGACUAUCCGUAAACAACGUGCGCAGAGUUUGAAACUCGCUAGGAACGACACCGUACGAAAUGUUACGCAGCUUCAGAUGCACUUCUUCCAAAAUGCUGACGAAGAGAGGGAGCGGGAGGAUGGAGAUGUUGACCCGAAUGUAACCAUAGAUGGUUCGGUUAGGGAAGGAUUACGAACGUCUGCAGCAAGUUGGGCGUGGGCUUGGGCACUAGAUGGUGCGGAACAUCCUCCACCUAGUAGUAUCGUCGCGAGACGGGAUACCGAGGAAGCGCGCCGGCUUAGUCGAAUCGCAGACUUACCGGCUGAUACACAUGACCAUCGGAUGAGCGGGAACAACCUCUGGUCUUAUCUCGUAAACAAGCUGAGUCUGGAAAAGAGCGAGGCGAAGGAUGAGCAGCGCGCUGUCGAGAGAAACGAGGCGGACAGUAAUGGGAAGGAGGCUUCCAUUGAUUCUGCUGGGGAGACCGAAACGACAGCGAGACAGGACAUGUCCCAGAUGAAAGAAAAGAGAAUACAUUGGCCGAGAUCCUUGUCGAGAACUGUGAUGAGAUCGAAAGCCGCAAAGGAAGGAGAUAAGAAAGUCCAGACACCAGGUGGCACAAGCGUUCCAGUAUCCCAUACGAAUGGAAACAAUGACUCUAUCGGAAUGGGCACUAUCGGAUAAGGAUACAGACUAAUUAUAAUUUAUCGUGGCUUUCGGAUUUAUCAUGUUCUACUAC